CAUGCCGUAUGGUGCAGGCGCGUCGGUUUUACAGAGGUUUCGCAUCUCUUUCCUUUGUCUCCUUCCACUCUAUAUUAAACAGGUUGAAACAGAGCCAAACGCGGUUCUCUCUUGGUUGUUAUCCACGCUCUUCACCAAAUAUCUAUCUACAAAUUGCAAUCUCUAUAUCUGAAUAUUAGAGAGGAAUAAAUCUAAAACUCUGCAAAAACACAACGAAAGAAACCCAUUUUCAAUUUUUUUUUCUAUUGCAAAAUUUUCUGCUUUUUGUUUUGUCUGAAACUGAAGCCAUGGGAGGGAUAUCGGGGUUUCUUAUGAAAUUUCCCUCAUUGAUCCACUUUUUGUUGUCUCUCCUGGAGAAAAUCCCUGCGAGAUUGCCUAUGCCAAUUGAGAAAUUGGUUUCUCGUGUUUCAUAUCCUCGCACCGGCAGGCACUUGCAGCGCUAUAAUAACAGAGGCUUCCGCUUAGUUGUUGGGUGCAUUCCCUACAGAUACAGGGAAAGCGAAGAUGCCAAGUCAAUUGAGGAAGCGAUUGAAGUUCUUGUAAUAAAUGCACAAAAUGGGAAAGGGAUAUUAUUCCCCAAAGGGGGUUGGGAGAAAGAUGAAUCCAUGGAAGAAGCUGCCAUUAGAGAGACGGUUGAGGAAGCCGGUGUAGUUGGCGUCAUCGAAUGUAAAUUAGGUAAAUGGUGUUAUAAGAGCAAAAGGCAAAGUAUAUACCAUGAAGGCCACAUGUUUGGUCUGCUUGUGAAGCAAGAGUUAGAUGGAUGGCCUGAGAAAAACAUCCGAAAACGGGAAUGGGUGACAGUGUCGAAAGCUAGAGAAGAAUGCCCGCAUUUGUGGAUGAUAGAAGCCUUAGAAGAGUUGGUUUGGCGACAAACGCAGGCAGGUGCGGCCCAAGGAGGAAGUAAAUGAAGUAGCAACUAUGGAGUUUUGUUGUUUGAAUUUGUAGGGUUAGGAAAAGAGAUCAUUGUAAAUAAGAAGACAUCAAAACGUUGGAUUUCCGAACAUUUGUUGGUUUUGUUCUGGUAUUCAUUUCAGUAGGUAGAAAAUUUUUUCAUUGAUUCAUUCAUUUGAUUUGGGGUUUGAAUCCAUACAAAAAGUAUGAUUCACAUCAGAAUUUAACCUCUGAUCAUUUAACUCUGGUUGGAGUUUGGUUAGGCCACGUGUUAUUGAUAAGGACAUAGAUUAAGCAACUGGUUUCACAAGUCCUCGGUUCAGGAUUCAGACACGUAGGCUUAUUCCAUUGUCUACACUACAUUUCAUUUUUCAUUUCUUCACCGAAUGACGGAAAGUCUAUCCUUUGUAAUUUCUCCCAAUUUGUUUUACACUUAUAUAUUUUGUGUUCAUAUUUAUCUCAUACGUGAGUCGUGUUAUUAAUGAUUUCUAUUAGGAAUAAUAUUAUAUUUAGUCCUCUAAUUUUAGUAAAAA
Molecule: messenger RNA, 1424 nt
Organism: Gossypium arboreum
Lineage: Eukaryota; Viridiplantae; Streptophyta; Magnoliopsida; Malvales; Malvaceae
Product: nudix hydrolase 4-like
Exons: 4
Coding region: 288-908 (206 amino acids)
Cellular component (GO): cytoplasm; nucleus
Molecular function (GO): pyrophosphatase activity
Source: RefSeq, a predicted model, not a curated record